Molecule: messenger RNA, 1089 nt
Organism: Triticum urartu
Lineage: Eukaryota; Viridiplantae; Streptophyta; Magnoliopsida; Poales; Poaceae
Source: RefSeq, a predicted model, not a curated record
UCCGACGACUGAGACUAAUGGCCAGCCCUCGAUGAGCAGCACACCGGCGGCCUCUGCUCCAGAAUCCUCUCUGCCCACAGCUACUCCGACCAUGCAAUUGCCAAGAACUGAGACUAAUGGCCAGCCGAGAAUGAGCAACACACCAGUGAAUAAUCAAGACAUACAAGAUGCAGAUAAUGCUCCAAGAGUUGGGAAGUGCUUUCAGUCUGAAGAAGAGGCAUACCAAUUUUACAAUUCUUAUGCUCAAACCAAGAGAUUUAGCAUUAGGAAGUGCCACUUGAAGUUUAGAGCAGAUGGGACUUUAAGUUCCAGAUAUUUUGUUUGUAGCAAGGCAGGUGUGAAAAAUGCUAAUCCAACACAUGUGGCCAAGAAAGAACAAGCUAUUUCGAGGACUAAUUGUAUGGCUCGAGUUCAAUUCAGCAUCAAUCAAGAGGGAAUUUGGACUGCUCAGAAAGUUACGCUCGACCACAAUCACCAGCUUGUAAGUCCAGAUAAGAGGCACAUGCUUAGAUCGCAGCGUCAACUCUUAGAUGACGAUCGCCACAUGAUUAAGCAAAUGAGGACAUGGGAAUUAAACAAGCCGAAAUAUAUGAUUUUUGCGAGCUUUGGUAUGGUAAAAUGCUAUACCCUUCUUGCAAAUGGAUUGCAACAAUUAUUUGCGAAGUGAGCGCUCAAAGUAUUUGGAAACCAAAGAUGCACAAACAUUAAUGGAGUAUCUAAAGAACAAGCAAGCUGAGGACCCUUCGUUUUUCUAUGCCAUGCAGUUAGAUGAUGAUGAUGGUACAAUAAUGAACAUCUUUUGGACUGAUGGACAAGCUAUCAUGGACUAUUCUAUCUUUGGAGAUGCCCUUUCCUUUGACGCCACAUUUUCAACAAAUAAGUUUCAAAUGCCAUUUGCACCGUUUAUUGGUGUUAAUCAUCACAAGCAGACUAUUCUUUUUGAUGCAGCACUACUAUCUAAUGAAUCUGCAGAUACCUUUGAGUGGGUUUUUAGAACCUUUCUACAAGCUAUGUCUGGUAAGCAGCCUGAAACAAUAUUCACCGAUCAAUGUGCCGCCAUUAUAAAUGCUAUUGGAAGGGUUUUCCCAA